AUGAUGGGAAUUUCAUGCAACUUUGUUACUAUACUUUGCUGCUACAAACCCUUCACUCCAUCUUCUUCCUCCACCAACUUCACUUUUCCUUCUUUUUCUUCUUCUACUAUAACCAAUGGUGGCACGUGCAAGCUCACGUGGGACAAUAUUGUCCGAAAUUCUGAAUCAAAAGCAGCUCUAGAAGAGGACUCUUCUUCUUGUCUUCAAACUUACUUCCAUAAAGUCCAACUUUGCAACCGUAGCUCUGAUAAAAAAUCAGAAUUCCUUCCAUUUGUUGUUGAGGGCAACUUGGUUGGAUUCAUUCACAAUAGAUUUGUAGAGCAUUUAAGACGCUACAGUGAUGUGUUUGUUUUUCUGAAAGAUGAAAACUCCUCUGGUGACUAUGUUACAUUGCAUUCAUUACUAAAGACAGUUGAGGAAAGAACCGAUGCCGUUGGAUAUGUUGUUAAGUAUUUAGGUGAGGAGCACAUUCCUGGUAUACGAAAUGAGUUAUACCCGGUCAAAUCGUCUUAUCACACACCCGCUUUCUUUUUAUUAGAACGCGCUGCAGCUCCUUAUUUUGGCAUUAAGGCUUAUGCAAUCCAUGUAAAUGGCUAUGUUGAACUCAAUGAGCAGCAGCAUGUAUGGAUAGGAAAGAGAAGCCUCAUGAAAUCGACAUUUCCUGGAAUGCUUGAUAAUUUAGUUGCAGGAGGACUGCCGCAUGGAAUCGACUGUCGAGAAAAUGUUGUAAAGGAAUGUAAAGAGGAAGCAGGAAUUCCAAGAUCCAUCUCUAUUAAAGCUAGACCUGUUGGUGCUAUUUCCUAUAUGGACAUAGAUGGAUAUAAAUAUCAUAGAGAUGUUUUAUUUUGCUAUGAUUUGAAACUUCCUGAAAAUUUUGUACCAUAUAAUGAAGAUGGAGAAGUUGAAAGCUUCAAGUUAAUCCAUAUUAAGCAAGUUGAAGAAAUCGUUCGCAAGACACAAUUUUUCAAACCAACUUGUGCCAUUGUGAUUAUUGACUUCCUGAUUCGGCACGGAUACAUAACUCCUGAAAGUUUCGGAUAUUUGGAUCUCAUAAGAAGCUUAAGAAUAGGAGACUGUUCCUGAUACACAAAGGAUCAUUCAUGACUAUUGACUGAACAAAGGAAUUUACUGCCGUCU
Messenger RNA from Vicia villosa (hairy vetch), 1137 nucleotides. Its product is annotated as nudix hydrolase 20, chloroplastic-like. The record is from RefSeq and is a predicted model, not a curated record. The transcript is spliced from 10 exons. Gene Ontology annotation, molecular function: 8-oxo-dGDP phosphatase activity. The coding region runs from base 1 to 1083 and encodes 360 amino acids. Lineage: Eukaryota; Viridiplantae; Streptophyta; Magnoliopsida; Fabales; Fabaceae.